AUGCCCUUCGACAAGCUUCCACAUGAGCCCACCAUCGCCCUCCGCCCAAUCAAAGUCUCCAUCCCCCAAGCGGAGGUGGACGAUCUCCAGUCUCGGCUACGCAGUACCCGGCCGUUCAAGCGGACAUUUGAGAACUCGCGCAAGGAUGAGUACCACGGUGUCAAUCUAGGGUGGAUGGAGGAGGCGCUCCGGAUCUGGAAGGACGAGUACAGCUGGCGUGAUACAGAGAAGGAGAUCAACUCUCACUCCAACUAUAUUGCCGACCUGGAACACAAGGGCCACAAGUACCAGCUCCACUUCAUCGCGUUCUGCUCGGAGCGCAGUGAUGCGGUGCCUAUCAUCAUGACCCAUGGCUGGCCAGGAAGCAUCAUCGAGUUCCUUCCUCUCCUGCGACACUUACAGAGCACCUACACCCCCUCGACGCUCCCAGCGCACAUCAUCGUGCCCUCGCUGAUCGGCUAUGGCUUCUCUGGCCCGCCCCCGCUCGACGCAACAUAUGGCAACGUUGACCAGGCGCUAUUGCAGGAUCAGCUGAUGCGCGGCCUGGGGUUCGACAAGUAUGUGGCUCAAGGAGGGGACAUUGGCGGAUUCGUGACUUUCAAGAUGGGCAAUGUGGGUAAGGGGUGUAAAGCUGUCCAUCUCAACUUCUGCCCCUCCGACCGACCGGAAGGUUUCCACGACUCCACUCUGGACGAGACGGAUCAAGCGCUCGUCAAGCGACAAGAGGAGACCGAGCGGGUGAACAUGUCGUAUCGGGACGAGCACGCGCUCAAGCCCGCUACGAUUGGCUUUGCUUGCGAUUCCGACCCGAUAGCUCUUCUAGCAUGGAUCGGCGAGAAGUUCCUCAUCUGGACAGACGACGAUCUCCCGAUCCCCACUAUUCUAGCCGAUGUAUCGCUAUACUGGUUCACCCAGUGCUUUUCCACGGCGAUGUGGCAUUAUCGGGCUUCGUACGGGCGGGAAGAGGACCGUAAUCCGGAUGAUCUGAUGACGGAGCUGCGGGAAGUACCUGUAGGCUACAGCCAAUUCCCGAAGGAGCUUUUCCCUAGUCCGGCUGUUUGGGUCAAGGAGAAGGUGGAUCUAGUCUGGCAUCGGCGGCACGAUAAGGGCGGGCACUUUGCAGCGCUUGAGGUACCCGACGUGCUCUGGAAGGACGUGAUGGACUUUGUCGGACAGGUAUGGAAGCCAUAG
Messenger RNA from Dioszegia hungarica, 1191 nucleotides. Its product is annotated as putative hydrolases or acyltransferase. Gene Ontology annotation, molecular function: epoxide hydrolase activity. The record is from RefSeq and is a predicted model, not a curated record. Gene Ontology annotation, biological process: epoxide metabolic process. Bases 1 to 1191 code for a protein of 396 amino acids. Lineage: Eukaryota; Fungi; Basidiomycota; Tremellomycetes; Tremellales; Bulleribasidiaceae. The transcript has 6 exons.